Molecule: messenger RNA, 2681 nt
Organism: Gadus morhua (Atlantic cod)
Lineage: Eukaryota; Metazoa; Chordata; Actinopteri; Gadiformes; Gadidae
Product: rho GDP-dissociation inhibitor 1
Exons: 6
Coding region: 143-754 (203 amino acids)
Biological process (GO): Rho protein signal transduction
Cellular component (GO): cytoplasm; membrane; cytosol
Molecular function (GO): Rho GDP-dissociation inhibitor activity; protein binding
Source: RefSeq, a predicted model, not a curated record
AUUCGCCGGCGGCGCGCGCAGAGCAGACCCGGAAGCUUGAAGCGCGGGCGUCGCCUAUCUGCUCUUCGCCAUACUCGCAGAGUGCAGCGCAACUCAAGCACUUACCGCUCACAGCCACCGAAAGCUAUCCCCAUCAUAAGACAUGGCUGAGGACAACGUGACUCCGGAGCAGCUCGCUGCCAUCGCGGCGGAAAACGAGGAGGGCGAGAAGGUCAACUACAAGGCUCCGGCGCAGAAGUCCCUCCAGGAGAUCACCGAGCUGGACAAGGAUGACGAGAGCCUGCGCAAGUACAAGGAGACCCUGCUGGGGCCCGGUGCUGCUGUCGUGGAUCCUAAGGCCCCCAACGUGGUGGUUACCCGCCUGACUCUGAUGUGCGAGACCGCCCCUGAACCCCUCACCCUGGACCUGACAGGUGACCUGGAGGCCUUCAAGAAACAGUCCUUCAUCCUGAAGGAGGGAGUGGAGUACAAAAUCAAGAUCAGCUUCAAGGUGAACAAGGAGAUCGUGUCCGGCCUCAAGUACGUCCAGGUGACCCAGAGGAAAGGCAUCAAAAUCGACAAGUCGGACUACAUGGUGGGCAGCUACGGCCCCCGCCCGGAUGAGUACGACUUCCUGACCCCCCUGGAGGAAGCGCCCAAGGGCAUGCUGGCCCGCGGCACCUACAACCUCAAGUCCCGCUUCACGGACGACGACCAGCACGACCACCUCUCCUGGGAGUGGAACCUGAACAUCAAGAAGGAGUGGAAGGACUAAGACCCCGGGAGGACGGAGAGAGGCCUUUCUGAGGAGGCGGGUGGUGCUGUGGUCCAGGGGGGAGGGGGGGGGGGUCCCGACACCCCCCUCUGUCCCCCCCCCCCACCCAUCCCCCUGUGUCUGCCAUUUCUGCCUUUUUUUUUUUUGUUUUUGUUGUUUUUUUUAUUCCUCGUGCAUUCCAGCUUCAUGCCUUAGUUUCCACUUCCUCGCCGUCUCUCACGCUCACUCUGAACCCGUCACUCCAUCGCAGCCCCUCCCCUCUGCUCCGUCCAUCCCCAUGGCAACUCUACAGCAGAGUUGCAUCCCAGUUGCGUCUUCUUGGCGUCACCAACCCCUCCCCCCCAUUAACCACGCCCCCUCCCUCCCCCCUCCCUCCCCCCCUCAGUGCCUCUACACCACCGCCAUUCAAUCACAUGUUCUUUGCUGCUUCAAGAGAUUAACCCCGCCUUCCAUAUCUCUCUUUUUUUAUUUUCUUCUUCCAAAAUGGUGUCUUCCUCUCUCAGUAAGUACAUGUGUCGGUCCGGGGGGGGGGGGGGGAGGGGGGAGGGAGGGAGGGAGGGACGUGGGAGGGAAAAACAACAACUGUACAAUCGACUUCUGUUUUGCCUUUUCUUUUUUAUAUGAAUGUGUAAAUGGCUGUGUCGUGGCUAGACGUCCAUCACUGUUGAUCAUUAACCCGCUUACCGUGGACCCCCCGUGGGCCCCCGCCACGCCCGUGAGACCCCCGCAGCAGCGGCCUCAACAGCGUCGCUCGCUGGCUGUCUUUACGAUAUUUUACCAAUACCUGCCUUGUGAACGAUUUAAAAAGAACAAGAAAAAAAAACUGCUUUAGGCCCCUGACCCCCCCCCUCCUCCCUCAUCCUCUCCUCUUCCACCCCCCAGGGAUGAGUCGAAUCGACCGUAAUAUUUACUCUUCUACGGUUAAGAGCUGUAAAGUGUGUGAAGGAAGGAGCUGUAAAAAAAUAAAUAAAAAAAAUACUACAAAAAAAACAACUAACCAAACACUUGCAUGCCUUUGGUGCCAGAAGCACAACUGCUGUCAAUCAAGGGCUCACCUCUUGCCACACGAUGAGCGAACCCCUCCUUCCCCAUCCCUCGGGCUCAGCGCUCCUGCUGGUAGAGGUCCCACCCCCAUGACGCUGCAGGACCCCCCGGUGGCGGCGGCACGGCGAGCAGGAGCACGCCGCGCCGUGGUCACCUCAACGCUCUUCACUCAGCCCCUCCGUAGCCUCUUAGCACGCCGUCGUCUCGGUCAGUAUUGAUAUCUCUCGGCACUUGUGUUCCUCCUCCACGCCUUGAGGCCUUAACACCCACCCCCUGGUCAGGUGUGAAACUAAAUUAUGAAUAUGACCUUUUCCGUUUAUUUCUUUGAUUUUGUUUUUCGCUUUGCCUUUCAUCAUGCACAUCGGCCCCCUUUUUCUUAACGAUUUACAACGACAAAAAACUGCAUUGAAAAAACGUCUUGACCUCAGCUGUCCAAUCAGAAGGUCGGAGAGAGUGGCGUUGUGGGGGGGGGGGAAAGAGAGCCCUCUGAGCUGGACGCCGCAUGCUUGCUGGAGACCCUGGCGGGGUCCGGUCUGGUCUUCGUCACCGGGUCCUUGUAGCAGAGAGGGAAGCAGACCGCUGUGGUCACCUCUGGCCAGGCCUCAGACACAGCGCCACCUAGGGCCUCGGCAUAGCAACCCCUGAUGAGACCAGACCAGGCCCGCAUUCUGACGGCUUGGUGGGUGGGAGAAUAGAUCGGUUAGGACAAAGGAGUGGGUCUAAAAAAGAUAAGUCCCCCUGCACCUCAGACAUCAAAUGUAUGUAUUGCUGUAUCAUGCAUUCUUUUUCAUUGUACAGUUUAUAUGAAACGCUGGCAUGCUGGUGGGGUUGUAUAUUUGAUCAUUUGUGAGUGCUCUUCUCAGUCAAUAAAACAUUUGCUGAA